Chara braunii is the source of this 2718-nucleotide messenger RNA. The record is from the annotation of a GenBank genome assembly. Lineage: Eukaryota; Viridiplantae; Streptophyta; Charophyceae; Charales; Characeae.
CCGUAUAACGAGGCUUGUACGCUAGGGCCUCAACUGGGGCUGAAUGGGGGAGCUCAUUCAGCGUCAGUGCCCACGUCUGCUGUCUGGUCAGGUUGCUCCAGUAGAGAGUGAUGUUCCUCGCAUGAGGAUGCUAUCUAAUCGUGAGUCAGCUCGAAGAUCCCGGAGAAGAAAACAACUUCACUUAACUGAAUUGGAAAUGCAGGUCGCUCAGCUCCGCGUUGAAAACACAAGCCUCGCAAAGAGGCUGACCGACAUUGGCCAGAAGUUCAGCGAAGCGGCUGUUGACAACCGAGUGCUGAAGGCUGACGUGGAGGCGCUCAGUGCAAAGGUCCGCAUCGCGCUGCACAUGGCUGGCCUGCAGGAUGUGUACAGCACAGAGCUGUGUAAACCAAGGAUCAAGGUGUCAGAGGAGAUGGUUGCAAGGGCAGCGGCUGCCAUCAUCGGAAAUGUUCACGAGUACAUUCCGGAAUACCAACCAUAUGUUAGCUGUCAUAUUCCAGACAUGUACCAUAUGAUAACUGGUCGUGGUUUCGGAGCGGACGGGAUGAUGCCGUUCUACGAAACUCCAUGCUCUCAAAUCUCCAUGCAGGUUCCGUCACUUGGAUCGAAAAUGGAGCGUCCACCAUCGUUGCAACGGAUCUCCAGCUUAGAGCAUCUACACAAACGGGUCCGCGCGGGCACUGGAUGCGGAACCGCUAACCCCUGGAUAGGAAAUGGCUGGGACAUCGAUGGUACCUCGUCGUUAGUCGACCACGAAGUUGUCAGUGGUGAGAGCUGAAGACCGGGAAAUGAUUGCUGAAAGAGAGGGGGGUCAUAUUUGAAAGCCUUAGGGAGGUCAUCUUCAAUAGAUGGGGGCAAAUAACUGAUCCUGCAGUCAUGGGGCAGAUUGCAACUAUUGAUUGUACGAUUCCAUUGGCACGUGACAUCAGUUAUGGGCGAAUGCUUGUUGAGCGAAGGCCGCAGAGAAGAAAAGCCGUCGUCCUGGUUCCCUUGCGCUGUAACAAUGCCCAGUUGAUGAGGAAGCGUGCGCGAUGACCACCAAGCGCAAUAAGUACUUAUGGGGGUGUAUGGGGGUAUGAAUCGAGUAAUGAAGGCAAGGUAGGUCGACCCUGUUGGGCACCCAGCUGCACAUAUUUACAAAGGUACCGGGGUCCUUUGGUCACUAAGAUUCGGCGAUCAUCGGGGGGGUUUGUAAAGCACCCCUUGUAGAAGAGGCUGAAGGUGUAUAAUGCAGGGUAAAGCAGGAUUCAUACAUCUGUGCACAUGACAUGAAAGUUGUUGGUCCUUUUCGGACAGGAGGGUGAGAGAGGCAGCCACAGAUGCAUCCAAUACCAGCAAAUGGUGCAGCAUCUGUGUUCCUUUGGCCGUUGGAUGCGACCAUUCUAACUCAUUUAACUCAUGUGCAAAGUGCCUCUUGAGAAGACUACUCGCCAGCAACGCGUGAAGUGGGCAGAUUGAUCUAUGCACUAUGUGCUUCUAUCAACUGGGCACCUGCAAGCAACAUGUGUGUGUGUGUGUGUGUGUGUGUGUGUGUGUGUGUGUGUGUGUGUGCUGGGGGGCGGUAGGGGGAGGGGUGUGAGUAUAACAGAGAGAGAGGGAGAGAGAGGAGGGUGGGGGCUAGAGAAGAGGUGGUGUGAUAGGGGGUCUCCCAUUCAUAUGUGUUGCCGAGAAGUAAAGCAGGGCGGGGGGAGGGUGGAGGUUGUCAAGAAGAGAUAAAAGGAGUUGAAGGCCUAUGGCGACUCUCAGACUUAGUGUCUAUGGCGCCUUUGUGUUUUUGGUUCUUUCAUGGGGAGGAUGGUUAUUUGCGCCGAAGGCGAGCUACGGUAUGUCUGGGAUAUUGCUUUCACUGCCACGUUGCAAUGUUCCGGUGCGAGUUCCGCAAGUGAAGGCUUGCCUGCACGGAGUUCACGCGGAGCGGCCAUCCUUGGUCCUGGUUGGGCAUGUGCCUUUCUUAGCCAUCCAUGUGCCGAUCUUAGGCAUGCUUGGGCAUGCUUGUGCCUACUUUUGUCAUGGCAGUCCUUGUGCCAUUAAUUGGCCAUUCUGGGCCGAUGUUUGGCCAUUCUUAGCCAUUUUUCGACAAGAAUGGCCAAGAAUAUCCCAUUACUUACCCAUUUCUGGCCUAUGCUUGGCCAAGAAUGCCCAAGAAUGCACCAUUACUAGACCAUUCUUGGGAAUUCUUGUGCGUUUUUUUUGGCAGGGCGGGCCGUGAUGCUCUUGGUCAUGAUUGCGCCAUGAUUUGGCCAUUCUUGGCUAUUCUUGGCCAAGAUUGGCCAAGAAGGGACAAAAAAGGGCCAAGGUGGGCCAAGAUAGGCCAAGAUGGACCAAAAGAAGGACCAGAAGAACGGCCAAGAAGAGCCUAGAAAGACCAAGAAGGACCAAAAGAAGGGCAAUAGUCUGGGACUUCAUGAGGUGCGUCUUGCAAGAGGGGCCAAGAAGGGCCAAGAGGCGCCAAAAGAAAGGUGAUAAUCUGGGACUUCGUUUGGUGCAUCUUGCAAGAAGGGCCAAGAAGGCUCAAGGAGGGCCAAAAAAAUGGCCGAGAAGGGCCAAGAAUGUGCCAUUACUUGGCCAUUUUGGGCUAUGCUUGGCCAGGAAUGGGCAAGAAUGCGCUAUUACUUGGUCAUGCUUCUAUGAUAUGUCUGUCAUUCUCGGUUGGACAUUGUGGGCUAUAUGUAUGUGUGCCACUCCUCUCUGCCAUACUGUACUGCUAUGCUUUACACU